AUGCGUUUCAACAUCGCCUGCGUUUCUGCUGCCCUCUUCGCGGCCGUUGUCACUGCCGUCCCUGUCGAGACUAUUGUCGCUCGCCAGGAGGCCUGCCCUGCUCCAGUUCCUCAGCCUGCUCCUGCGCCUGCGCCUGCUCCUCAGCCUGUGCCUGUGCCCGUGCCUGCUCCGGCUCCGGUUGAGCAGAAGCAGGAGAUCAACAACUAUCAGUGCGGCGCCAACACCUCGCUGCACUGCUGCGAGACCGUCUCCGACACAAGCAACUCGCGCGUGACGCAGCUGCUCAACGCUGCUGGCAUUGACCACCAGGAGGCGAAGAGCAAGGGCCAAGUCGGGCUGACUUGCACCCCCAUCACGACCUCUGCUCUGGACCUCGCCAACGGCAACAAGUGCUCCAGCGGUGUGACGGCCUGCUGUGAGAAGGCCCAGCAGAUUGGCCUCGUCAACCUCAACUUGGGUUGCACCACUAUCCCUAUUAACAGCCUGCUGUGA
Rasamsonia emersonii CBS 393.64 is the source of this 492-nucleotide messenger RNA. RefSeq lists its product as uncharacterized. Gene Ontology annotation, molecular function: structural constituent of cell wall. Bases 1 to 492 code for a protein of 163 amino acids. NCBI's taxonomy places the organism in Eukaryota, Fungi, Ascomycota, Eurotiomycetes, Eurotiales, Trichocomaceae. The record is from RefSeq and is a predicted model, not a curated record. Gene Ontology annotation, cellular component: fungal-type cell wall. The transcript has 3 exons.